GGAUUUGCUUCUCCAUUGCUUUUCUUCUCGCCCACGGCCGUGCCAAAAGCAAGUCCGAAGCUCGCCGAAAAACGUCAAUACGAAAAGGCUCCUAGCCCCUCCCCCGCCAUCGGCCAAUACUUUUGAGCUCAACAACACACGGCACCACCACAACUUCAGCCGCUUCACUCACCACGACCUAACCUCCAUAUACUUCGUCUUCAGGCAGAACUAGAGCAAAUACCGCCAAAAUGGGUCGCCAAUUCUUCGUCGGAGGCAACUUCAAGAUGAAUGGCAAUAUCAAGACCAUUCGGGAUAUUGUGCACAACAUCAACCAGGCUAAGCUUGACCCGAACGUCGAGGUCGUGAUUGCGCCGCCAUCCCUCUACCUCCUCCUCGCCCGCGAACACCUCCGAAAGGGCAUCGAAGUCGCGGCGCAGAACGUCUUCGACAAGCCGAACGGCGCUUUCACCGGCGAGAUCUCCGUCGACCAGCUGAAGGAGAGCGGCAUUACCUGGACUAUUCUGGGACACUCGGAGCGGAGAGUCAUUCUGCAGGAAGACGACCAGUUCGUUGCGAGCAAGACCAAGGCGGCUAUCGAUGGCGGAUUGGGCGUCAUCCUGUGCUGCGGCGAGAGCUUGGAGCAGCGCGAGGCGGGCAAGACCAUCGAAGUCGUGACGACGCAGCUCAAGGCUGUCGCGGAGAAGGUCAAGGACUGGUCGAGGAUUGUCGUUGCUUACGAGCCUAUCUGGGCUAUUGGUACCGGCAAGGUCGCGACCACCGAGCAGGCACAGGAAGUCCAUGCUGCUAUCCGUGAGUGGCUGAAGAAGGACGUAUCUCCCGAGGCGGCCGAGGCUACACGCAUACUGUACGGAGGAAGCGUCACCGAGAAGAACUGUAGCGAGCUGUCGAAGCAGCCCGAUAUCGAUGGCUUCUUAGUCGGCGGUGCUAGCUUGAAGCCCGCCUUCGUUGACAUCAUCAACUGCAACAAUGCGUGAAUGCAUGGUGGCGAUGCUCGUCUCUAAGGACGGGUAAAGAAGGUGGGCUUCGCUAGGGGUGGAAGGCAUAUCAAGGGUCUAACAUUACCUUCUCAAAAUCGACUGUACUGGAUGAAUGGGCCGAUGCGUAAAGAAUCUUACAAUGGCUCUUCAAGUGAUAUGUUU
This is a messenger RNA of Trematosphaeria pertusa, 1142 nucleotides long. RefSeq names its product Triosephosphate isomerase. Lineage: Eukaryota; Fungi; Ascomycota; Dothideomycetes; Pleosporales; Trematosphaeriaceae. Gene Ontology annotation, molecular function: triose-phosphate isomerase activity. The transcript has 4 exons. The record is from RefSeq and is a predicted model, not a curated record. Gene Ontology annotation, biological process: glycolytic process; glyceraldehyde-3-phosphate biosynthetic process; glycerol catabolic process. Gene Ontology annotation, cellular component: cytosol. The coding region runs from base 231 to 977 and encodes 248 amino acids.